This is a messenger RNA of Gloeophyllum trabeum ATCC 11539, 891 nucleotides long. Its product is annotated as PDT-domain-containing protein. The record is from RefSeq and is a predicted model, not a curated record. Gene Ontology annotation, cellular component: cytoplasm. The transcript has 5 exons. The coding region runs from base 1 to 891 and encodes 296 amino acids. Gene Ontology annotation, molecular function: prephenate dehydratase activity; chorismate mutase activity. Lineage: Eukaryota; Fungi; Basidiomycota; Agaricomycetes; Gloeophyllales; Gloeophyllaceae. Gene Ontology annotation, biological process: L-phenylalanine biosynthetic process.
AUGGCGGACACGCAUCUCCCAAGAUUGGCUUUCUUAGGCCCCCUAGGCACGUACUCCCACCAGGCAGCUUUCAAUAGAUUUGGGAGAUCAGUGCAGUAUUAUGAGCGCGACACCAUCGCGAACGUCUUUAACGCAUUAUCGGACGAAUGUCCCCUUGCCUUGAUUCCUCAAGAGAAUUCCUUGUAUGGCACGGUGAUUGAGACUUAUGACCUGUUUCGAUCUUCUUGCGCGGGCAGAGACAAAUUCAUCCUGGGAGAAGUAACACAGAGCAUUAGACAUUCCCUCGUGGUGCGCAAGGGGACUUCCCUCUCGGGCAUCAAAAGGAUACUGAGCCACGAGCAGGCUCUAGGUCAAUGCGCUCGUUUCAUCGAGGCACAUCUUCCAAAUGCCUCCCUGGUGAGGGUCUCCUCCACCGCAGCAGCAGCUGUUGCGAUAAGUACCUCAGGAGAGGGUGCCUGUGGCGACGCAGCGAUAUGCUCAGAACACUGCGCCUCUAUAUUCGAGGGUCUGGAAGUACUGAGGGAAGGGAUCCAGGACGAUGAUAGCAACAUCACCCGCUUUUUCGUGAUGUCGACAUCGCGAGAACGGGAAAUACCUCUUCAACCUGCAACAUGUCCUCAGCAUGCUCUACUUCGCAUUGGCAGCACCGUUUCCCCGCAGAAGCAACUGUCCGUAACCGAUAUCCUUGUGGCGAUAGGAUUGAAUGUUGUUCGUGUGGACAGACGGCCGUUGCUGGGCAGGCAGCCCUUCGAAAGUUAUUACUUUGUGGAGUUGUUAGACACACGUACAGAUCCAGCCGGAGCUGAUAGAGCCUGGAAAGACGGAGUGGAGCAGGGGUUAAUACGAUUGAAGGACAAGGGGAUCGACAGUGUUCUACUGGGUAUAUGGUGA